Messenger RNA from Piliocolobus tephrosceles (Ugandan red Colobus), 5403 nucleotides. RefSeq names its product SH3 domain binding protein 4 (gene SH3BP4). Gene Ontology annotation, molecular function: protein binding. The transcript is spliced from 6 exons. NCBI's taxonomy places the organism in Eukaryota, Metazoa, Chordata, Mammalia, Primates, Cercopithecidae. The record is from RefSeq and is a predicted model, not a curated record. Bases 636 to 3527 code for a protein of 963 amino acids. Gene Ontology annotation, cellular component: cytoplasm.
GUCAGUUUCUGAAACUCGCCGGGCUGGGUGGUCAGACUCCUGACAGCCACUGUCUCUGCACUCCCGUGAGCUGCUGAGUUUACUGGCCAUUCAGAGAGACUUCUGUGUUGAACCCACGUGAAUCUGGCUAAUCCCAUCUCUUCUGUGAAAACUUGAAUACAGCCUUCUGCUGCAAUAGGAAAACUGGCUGUCCUUAACUUGCUCAGAGGAAAACCAUUGGUUUUUCAAGGUGAAAAGGAAACGGUGAAAAGCUGAGAGAUGAUAUCAUAAACACUGAAUUUUUUGUCAUUAGUGAAAUUGUCUAGAAAUUGGCUGCUUGCUAAAUUGGGAGUCGGAUUGUUAUUCUGGGAAGAUGGGGGUUAUUUUCAUGAGUGGGAAGAUGGGUAAAAUGGCAGUGAUUCCCACAGCGAACCUGUGUUGGAGGGCUGUGACUAACAGCGCUUCGCUUUUCUCCUGGACAGAAGGCCGUGUCCUGGGACUUAUCUGAUGGUGGGAGGCUGUGGCUGUACCAGGAAGAAGCAUAUUGCCACGUGGAUGCCGCCGCGCAGCAGGUUCGCUUGAGGCGGAAGCUUCAGGGAUAACUGGAGGAAGAAAUAUGAAGCCUUAGCAGCUUUACCCGGGAAGCGAGUUUCGAGAUGGCGGCUCAGCGGAUCCGAGCUGCCAACGCCAGCGGCCUCCCUCGCUGCAAGUCAGAGGGGACCCUGAUUGACCUGAGCGAAGGGUUUUCAGAGACGAGCUUUAAUGAUGUCAAAGUGCCUUCUCCCAGUGCCUUGCUAGUAGACAACCCCACACCUUUUGGAAAUGCGAAGGAAGUGAUUGCAAUCAAGGACUAUUGCCCCACCAACUUCACCACACUGAAGUUCUCCAAGGGUGACCAUCUCUACGUCUUGGACACAUCUGGCGGUGAGUGGUGGUACGCACACAACACCACCGAAAUGGGCUACAUCCCCUCCUCCUACGUGCAGCCCUUGAACUACCGGAACUCAACGCUGAGUGACAGCGGCAUGAUUGACAAUCUCCCAGACAGCCCAGACGAGGUAGCCAAGGAGCUGGAUCUGCUCGGGGGUUGGACGGAUGACAAAAAAGUACCAGGCAGAACAUACAGUAAUAACCCUUUCUGGAACGGGGUCCAGACCAACCCGUUUCUGAAUGGGAACGUGCCCGUCACGCCCAGCCUGGAUGAGCUGAAUCCCAAAAGUACCGUGGAUUUGCUCCUUUUUGACACAGGCACAUCCUCCUUCACUGAAUCCAGCUCAGCCACCACGAAUAGCACUGGCAACAUCUUCGACGAGCUUCCAGUCACAAACGGGCUCCACGCAGAGCCGCCGGUCAGGCGGGACAACCCCUUCUUCAGGAGCAAGCGCUCCUACAGUCUCUCGGAACUCUCCGUCCUCCAAGCCAAGUCCGACGCUCCCACAUCGUCAAGUUUCUUCACCGGCUUGAAAUCACCUGCCCCUGAGCAGUUUCAGAGCCGGGAGGAUUUUCGAACUGCCUGGCUAAACCACCGGAAGCUGGCCCGGUCUUGCCAUGACCUGGAUUUGCUUGGCCAAAGCCCUGGUUGGGGUCAGACCCAAGCCGUGGAGACAAACGUCGUGUGCAAGCUGGAUAGCUCUGGGGGUGCUGUGCAGCUUCCCGACACCAGCAUCAGCAUCCAUGUGCCCGAGGGCCACGUCGCCCCUGGGGAGACCCAGCAGAUCUCCAUGAAAGCCCUGCUGGACCCCCCGCUGGAGCUCAACAGUGACAGGUCCUGCAGCAUCAGCCCCGUGCUGGAGGUCAAGCUGAGCAACCUGGAAGUGAAAACCUCUAUCAUCUUGGAGAUGAAAGUGUCAGCAGAGAUAAAAAAUGACCUUUUUAGCAAAAGCACAGUGGGCCUCCAGUGCCUGAGGAGUGACUCAAAGGAAGGGCCAUAUGUCUCCGUCCCGCUUAACUGCAGCUGUGGGGACACGGUCCAGGCACAGCUGCACAACCUGGAGCCCUGUAUGUACGUGGCUAUCGUUGCCCACGGCCCAAGCAUCCUCUACCCUUCCACCGUGUGGGACUUCAUCCAUAAAAAAGUCACAGUGGGUCUCUACGGCCCCAAACACAUCCACCCAUCCUUCAAGACGGUAGUGACCAUUUUUGGGCAUGACUGUGCCCCAAAGACACUCCUGGUCAGCGAGGUCACACGCCAGACCCCCAACCCUGCCCCGGUGGCCCUGCAGCUAUGGGGCAAGCACCAGUUCGUUUUAUCCAGACCCCAGGAUCUCAAGGUCUGUAUGUUUUCCAAUAUGACAAAUUACGAGGUCAAAGCCAGCGAGCAGGCCAAAGUGGUGCGAGGAUUCCAGCUGAAGCUGGGCAAGGUGAGCCGCCUGAUCUUCCCCAUCACCUCCCAGAACCCCAACGAGCUCUCUGACUUCACGCUGCGGGUUCAGGUGAAGGACGACCAGGAGGCCAUCCUCACCCAGUUUUGCGUCCAGACGCCUCAGCCACCCCCUAAAAGUGCCAUCAAGCCUUCCGGGCAAAGGAGGUUUCUCAAGAAGAACGAAGUCGGGAAAAUCAUCCUGUCCCCGUUUGCCACCACUACAAAGUACCCGACUUUCCAGGACCGCCCGGUGUCCAACCUCAAGUUUGGUAAGUUGCUCAAGACUGUGGUGCGGCAGAACAAGAACCACUACCUGCUGGAGUACAAGAAGGGCGACGGGAUCGCCCUGCUCAGCGAGGAGCGGGUCAGGCUCCGGGGCCAGCUGUGGACCAAGGAGUGGUACAUCGGCUACUACCAGGGCAGGGUGGGCCUCGUGCACGCCAAGAACGUGCUGGUGGUCGGCAGGGCCCGGCCCAGCCUGUGCUCAGGCCCCGAGCUGAGCACCUCGGUGCUGCUGGAGCAGAUCCUGCGGCCCUGCAAGUUCCUCACCUACAUCUAUGCCUCCGUGAGGACCCUGCUCAUGGAGAACAUCAGCAGCUGGCGCUCCUUCGCCGACGCCCUGGGCUACGUGAACCUGCCACUCACCUUUUUCUGCCGGGCAGAGCUGGAUAGUGAGCCCGAACGGGUGGCGUCCGUCCUGGAAAAGCUGAAGGAGGACUGUAACAACACGGAGAACAAAGACCGGAAGUCCUUCCAGAAGGAGCUUGUGAUGGCCCUACUGAAGAUGGACUGCCAGGGCCUGGUGGUCAGACUCAUCCAGGACUUCGUGCUCCUGACCACAGCCGUAGAGGUGGCCCAGCGCUGGCGGGAGCUGGCCGAGAAACUGGCCAAGGUCUCCAAGCAGCAGAUGGACGCCUACGAGUCUCCUCACCGGGACAGGAACGGGGUUGUGGACAGCGAGGCCAUGUGGAAGCCUGCGUAUGACUUCUUACUCACCUGGAGCCAUCAGAUCGGGGACAGCUACCGGGAUGUCAUCCAGGAGCUGCACCUGGGCCUGGACAAAAUGAAAAACCCCAUCACCAAGCGCUGGAAACACCUCACCGGGACUCUGAUCUUGGUGAACUCCCUGGACAUUCUGAGAGCAGCCGCCUUCAGCCCCGCGGACCAGGACGACUUCGUGAUUUGAGUGGGUCCCCUCCCCUCCUGCUGCUCUGGAGUGCGAGCCCUCUUCUGCCCUGAGUGCACUGCUGUCACCGCGGAGCUGAAGAGGGAGGAAGGGGUGGCUGCUCAGACAGAUUCAGGGCCCGCCAGCUAGGCCUGCACCCAUCCUGUGCCACCCUUCUCCAUCGAGGGAGAGGCCUGAAGGGACUGCCUAUUGCAGGUCGUUGCCAAUCACAUCGCUUUCUAUUUGUUAAGGGUAAAUGUAAAUUUAAAAUCACUUUUCUAAAGAAUGGGGGGAAGGGAUCUAUGAGAAAGGUGGUGUCUAAUUUUUUUAUGGACCAUAAAGGUUUAAAAGAAAACUUAAUAGGGGCACAGGCUGUUGAGGUUUUUAUGUUGUUAUAGGCCUUUUUAAAUUAUGUUAGAGAUGUAUAUAGGUAUUUAAAGGUCACUGGGGGCAUUUCUGAUUCCCGGCCACACUUUGCAUUUCAACACUCAGCCCAGAAAGACACUCGUUGGGUUGUUGGACUUCUGUCACUCCCUACACAUCAGAACGUGAAUCACGUGGGAAAAAGUGGCUCUUCAGUAAACGGGUACAGCUCAUGCUUUCUGAGAAGGCCCGAGCUCCUGCUCCCUACUCGGAUUUCAUUGUCUUCCGAGCUUUGCCUCACGCGUAGUGAAUGACCAUCCACAGAACAUGUGACUCUUUGGUGAGCUUUGGUGGGCAGAGUGAAGUCCUGCGUUAGCAUGUAGGUGCCCUGAGCUGUUUCUGCCAAUAGAUUAGAAAGCAGCCGUGCCAGUGUGCAUUUAGUCUUUGACAAGAACAAUGCCAUUUGAGAGUGAGGUGGUCCCGCUGCUACGAGGCCAUUGUACUGUUUUUUCCUUGGGGUCAAAGCAGUGCUUCCCAUAGAGUUUGCUGCCUCUUCUGUGGACAGGAAGAAAACUUCACGAGCGAAUCAGAGCCUUGGUGGCCACCGACUCUCGUGCUUCUUGCAGAUGCUGUGGUUGGCCUCACAAGCAACGCCUUAUGCUGAUGUGCACAGGUGCCAGCUGCCAUUUGCCAAACUCCGCACUUCAUUUCAUCUAAGGCUUAACCCCUCUUCCUUCCUGGUAUACCUGCAUCUCCUCGAAGAAAGUAAUAGUUUAGAUGAAACCGGUUUUUGUACAAUGUAAAGGUCAUCUGAGCAAGAUGAGCAUUUUGUAAAAAUGAAAAUGUGUCUCACAUAAAAUCAGGAACUUGGCACAGUGUUGCAUUAAUAACUUUAGGGUGCAGACAUGCUGUGUGAAUCUCACAAUGCCUCAUAGAUGUCACGUCUUAGAAGGGAGCAGGAGGAAGGACUGAUACCCAGCAAAUCAGUAGAGUGAGGUGAUCCCCAGCAACGUGCCAGGACACACCUGUGUGCCUGCAGUUGUCAGGGGCCAUUUGGGAUCCCAAAUCUCAUUCUCUAAAACUGCUUUCCUGAAACAUGUUACUUCCUUAGUGUAAUCAAUGUAUACUCCCUUACUGGCCUGAAACGUUGUAUAGCUACUUAUUCAGAUACUGAAGACCAAUAGACUGAAAAUAAGAACAAACACUAGCUAUUUUAUGCUGCAAGAACCAGGACACACAAUUCGCCAAUCAUCCCACCAUGUAACCUUCGAUUGUGCUUCUCAACUCCACCCCAUAAUUUCUCCCAGAGAUCAUCUAUCACCUUUUCCCCAAAGAAGAUACAAAACCAGUUGCACCUUAAACCAUGGAUAUUUUUUCCUCAGGGGCUUUAAAUAGUUUCCUAUGCAACGUGUCUUGUAGCACAAAUAAAAUUCUACAAAAGUUGCAGUAAAUUUUAUUUGGAUAUUUUUACCUGUUAAGUGUGUGUGUGUUUUCUGUACCCAACCAAACUUUAAAUAAAACAAAAAUAAAACCU